Messenger RNA from Spodoptera exigua (beet armyworm), 1645 nucleotides. The record is from the annotation of a GenBank genome assembly. Lineage: Eukaryota; Metazoa; Arthropoda; Insecta; Lepidoptera; Noctuidae.
AAACUCCAACGACUUGUUUCUUGUACAGAAAAGUGAAAGUUUGUGAGAAUUUAUAUCUAUAUUACCGCAUAUCGAAAUUGUUUAGCUCCAUGGCUUGUUGGUUUUUGAUGAAACUUUAUCCAAGUAGUGUAUUUUGCAUCAUAUAAAUAUGGACUUCCAACAACAAAAUGGACAAAUUCGGAAAAGAGUCAGCAAAGCAGUGGAUAAAGUUGCCAAUAAUGAUGACAGCAGUAUUAUCGAGGGUAAAAAUACGAAAAGAAACACAAAAACAAUUGGGUUGAUUUUUAUAUCGUUACUUUUGGAUCUUCUAGCUUUUACGAUGAUUUUACCUCUUCUGCCAUCACUGCUGGAUUACUAUAAUAGAGAAGAAGGCAAAGGCAACAGCCUCUACGCAUCUCUUUUGAGAGCAGUUCAAAGUUUUCAGAAGUUUACUGGAGCCCCUGAUCAAUUCGCGUCGGUUUUAUUUGGGGGUGCACUUGGAUCGAUGUAUAGCUUUUUACAAUUUUUGACAAGUCCAAUUGUGGGAAGCCUCUCAGAUGCAUAUGGAAGGAAACCUAUGCUAUUAAUCUGUUUGGUAGGAAUAACACUGUCGCAUGCAUUAUGGAGUUGCGCAAGCACGUUCAGCGUAUUUGUUCUAGCUCGAUUCAUUGGUGGAUUGAGCAAAGCCAACGUAAGUCUUAGUAUGGCCAUAGUAACCGAUGCUUCUAAUGAGAAAACCAGGGCCAGAGGAAUGGCUUUAAUAGGCUUGGCAUUUUCUAUUGGUUUCAUUGUUGGACCAGUUACCGGAGCAUGGUUUGCUAAGAACAGUGACUUAAGCUCUGGCGCCUGGGGCGAAACGCCCGCUUUCUAUGCCCUCUCUCUUUCUCUUGCCAACAUACUACUAGUAUUAUUAUUUGUUCCGGAAACAUUGACGAAAGACAAAAGAGCACCUUUAUCAUUCACUCUGUCUAAGUCAGUGGAUUUCGUCUCUCCCUGGCAUCUACUAAAAUUUACUGCUGUUAAAAAUCUUUCGAAGCAUCAAAGUAGAGUAUUAUCGAAGUUGGGACUGAUCUAUUUUCUAUAUUUAUUUAUAUACUCUGGUCUCGAGUUCACUCUUACAUUCCUCACGCAUCAUACCUUCCACUACACUGCUAUGCAACAGGGCAAAAUGUUCCUGGUAAUGGGGCUCAUAAUGGCGGUGCUGCAAGGCGGUGCCGCUCGUAGGUUGGGGUCCCGAGGCGCGGAGGUAGCCGCUAGGGGUGCACUAGUAUUGACCCCAGCAUCUUUCCUGAGUGUAGCCUUUGCAGCGCUACCGCAUCCUCCUUUAUUUACCCCAAUAACUUGGCUUUGGCUCGGACUGGUCUUAUUUGCACUCUCUACGGCGUUCGCGGUAUCAUGUAUGACGUCGAUGGCCGCGGGUAAAGCGCCAGAGGAAGCACGGGGUGCAGUACUCGGUACACUAAGAUCGCUAGGCGCCCUCGCUCGAGCCGCAGGACCUUUAUUGGCGUCUUCAGUGUACUGGUGCUCCGGCGCAAUGGUCACGUAUACAAUCGGCUCCGUAAUUCUAAUCAUUCCUGCUGUGAUGUUAAUUAGACUGAAAACAUAAUAAAUAAUAAUGCAUAAUGCAGCUUUUACACUGCAUCCAUGUACAAUAAAUAUGAACAAG